Molecule: messenger RNA, 1116 nt
Organism: Talaromyces atroroseus
Lineage: Eukaryota; Fungi; Ascomycota; Eurotiomycetes; Eurotiales; Trichocomaceae
Exons: 1
Coding region: 1-1116 (371 amino acids)
Source: RefSeq, a predicted model, not a curated record
AUGCAAUCUCAUCUUCCACCGCAACAUCGAGCCCUUCUUUUGAGAGAAAGAGGGGCCGACUUGCAACUCGAAACCCUUCCUACGCCACAGCCCACUCUCGGUACUGCGGUUUGUCGAGUUCUCGAGGCUGGAGUACUAUCUUACCACCGUGAGAUCUAUAACGGAAAGCGCACCUAUCCCUUUCCAACGCCAAUCAUUGGCGGAUAUAGUUCUAUUGGCCGCAUUGUCGCAGUGGGCGAGGACGCUACUACUCUAACGCCUGGCCAACUUGUUUGGAUCGACUGUGUUAUCCGCGGGCGCGACGACCCAAGCAACCAGUUCCUUUUCGGCAUUCACGAUGGCAUGACUGACGGCAGCCGGAAGCUGUCGCGUGAUGUGUGGCGCAACGGGUCAUUCUCAGAGUUUGUAAAGGCACCGUUAGAGAACUGCAUCGCGCUUGAUGAGGUUAGAUUGUGCCAGGAACUUGGGUACUCGGUCAGGGACCUGGUUUAUCUGGGCCACCUGCUCGUGCCAUUUGGUGGGCUGCGUGAUAUCAAGCUCCAGCCAGGCGAGACGGUGGUUAUUUGUCCGGCUACCGGCGGGUUUGGGGGUGCAGGUGUACACGUUGCUGCCGCGAUGGGCGCGAGGGUGAUUGCCAUGGGUAGAAACGACAAGGAGCUGGCAAGACUCAAGGCGCAUGUGGGAAAGGGUUUACCAUCGGCUACUAUCGAGACAGUGAAGAUGUCAGGCGAUGAAAUAGCAGACACGGCCGCACUACGGGCCUUUGGCAAUAUUGACGCAGUAUUGGAUCUUGCUCCGCCCGCUGCAGCAGAAUCAACCCACCUGAAGAGUGCUGUCAGUGCAUUGAGGUAUGAAGGACGCUGCAGUCUGAUGGGCUAUGUGGCACAGCCCAUUGUGAAUUGGCAGUUCAUGGCGAGAAAUCUCUCGCUUAGGGGGAAAUUGAUGUAUGAGAGAAAUGAUAUUCUCCUCUUUGUGCAAAUGCUGGAAAGGGGCCUUCUCCCUAGGAGCCCUGAUUUUGUUGAGACCAUGUCUUUUGGUCUGGGUGACUGGAAACAAGCCUUUGAUGCUGCAGCUGAAUUUACCGGAAUUGGGAGAAUUGUAUCUAUAUCGCCAUAA